AUGAUCUAUUUUGUUUUUGUAAUUAUGCUCAUAAAGGCUACAACCACCACCCCGCCUAUGGCUUGGAAUUUUGAGUGCACGUAUCCAAUGAUGUCAACACAGCAAGCUUCGUACAACACAUUAAAGCAUUACGACAAUUUUGCAUUGAAGCCGAUUCUUUUUGGCGGCAACGAUUCUACUGCUGACUAUUCUGGAGAGACAUGGAGAGACCCGUGCUAUCAUCGAUUUUAUGCACAGAAUGCAACAUAUGUGAUUUACUGGCAGGUCGAAAACGAUUUUUGUUCUACUUGUUCCAGUGGUCGAGGCUACAACUCCUUUGGCUUGGAACUUCAGGACUUUAUUCCCAGGAAUUGGGACACAACAAACGUGGUACGACAAAUUUCAAUAUUACGACAAUUUUGCAUUGAAGCCGAUACUUUUUGCCGGCAAUGAUUCUACUGCUGACUAUUCUGGAGAAACAUGGAGAGAUCCAUGCUAUCAUCGGCUCUAUGCGCAGCCAAACGCGACAUUUGUGGUUUACUGGCAGGUCGAGAACGAUAUGUAUUGCGAAGUUAUGCGUCGUACCUGUUGUCUCACUGUAACGCCUUCCUUCGAGGCCCGAUACUUGACAAGAGUCGAGAUGCGUGGCGAUGGAUGUGCUCUCUAAUUUCAUAUAUCUUUUUUUUUAGAAAUUUGAUGUUUGUCUGAAAAGCCACUUUUCCGUAGUUCCAUAUUCCGUAGCUCUAUAAAUUCUAAUCAGAUUCCUAAUAAAAAGUUAAAAAAUAA
Messenger RNA from Caenorhabditis elegans, 765 nucleotides. RefSeq lists its product as uncharacterized. The record is from RefSeq and is marked reviewed. Bases 1 to 432 code for a protein of 143 amino acids. Lineage: Eukaryota; Metazoa; Nematoda; Chromadorea; Rhabditida; Rhabditidae. The transcript is spliced from 7 exons.